AUGCAGCCCCUCUUCUUCAGGGUUUCAGGAUGUUUGGGCCGAGAGGGGCAGGUCAUGGCGGAGCCGUGCAGGCGAGGCCUCAGCAGCGGCAGCGAGUGGACGGGACAGGAGAGCUUGGCCCAGGAUGAUCCAGAGAUGUGGAGUCUCCUGCAGCAGGAGAAGGACCGGCAAUGUCGGGGACUGGAGCUCAUUGCAUCAGAGAACUUCUGCAGUCGUGCAGCACUUGAGGCCCAAGGCUCCUGUCUGAACAACAAAUAUUCUGAAGGAUACCCGGGACAAAGGUACUACGGAGGUGCAGAGAUCGUAGAUCAGAUUGAGCUGCUGUGUCAGAAGCGGGCACUCACCACCUUCGGUCUGGACCCAAAUCUGUGGGGCAUCAAUGUCCAGCCGUACUCUGGAUCUCCCGCUAACUUUGCAGCCUACACAUCUGUACUGCAGCCUCAUGACCGCAUCAUGGGCCUCGAUCUGCCUGACGGAGGACACCUUACCCACGGCUACAUGACAGAUGCCAAGAGAAUCUCAGCCACCUCCAUCUACUUUGAAUCUAUGCCUUACAAACUGGAUCCCAAAACAGGUCUGAUAGAUUAUGACCAGCUGGAGAAGACGGCCCGCCUCUUCAGACCCAGACUGAUCAUAGCAGGAACCAGCGCCUACGCCCGCCUCAUUGACUACUCUCGCAUGAAGAAGUUGUGUGUGGAGCUGAAUGCCUAUCUGCUGGCGGAUAUGGCUCAUAUUAGCGGCCUGGUGGCAGCAGGAGCUGUUCCUUCUCCUUUUCAGCAUGCCGACCUGGUCACCUCCACUACCCAUAAGUCCCUGCGUGGAGCAAGGGCUGGUCUGAUCUUCUACCGAAAAGGUGUCCGGUCUGUGGAUAAGAAAGGUCGGGAGGUGAUGUAUGACCUCCAGGACAGGGUGAACUUUGCUGUGUUCCCGUCACUUCAGGGUGGACCUCACAACCAUGCUAUCGCAGGGGUGGCAGUCGCCCUCAAACAGGCUUCCACUCCCAUGUUCAAACAGUACAUCGCUCAAGUGCUGCUGAACGCCAAGACCAUGGCUAACGCUCUGCUGAAGAAAGGCUACACCCUGGUGUCAGGUGGAACAGACAACCACCUGGUUUUGGUUGACCUUCGACCUCGCGGGAUGGACGGGGCUCGAGCUGAGAGGGUCCUGGAGCUGGUGUCCAUCACCGCUAACAAGAACACCUGUCCCGGAGACAAGAGCGCCCUCACCCCAGGAGGACUCAGACUCGGAGCUCCGGCUCUGACCUCCCGACAGUUCAAGGAGGCAGACUUUCAGAAGGUUGUGGAGUUUAUUGAUGAAGGAAUUCAGAUUGCGCUGGAUGUGAAGAAGAAGACUGGUAAUCUGGCCAGCUUCAAGUCCUUCCUGCUGGAGGAUCCAGAGACAGUGUCGCGCAUCGCAGAGCUCCGCCAGCGGGUGGAGCUAUUCGCCAGGCCCUUCCCCAUGCCGGGAUUCAAUGACCACUAACUGACCACUAACAACGUCAACCCCACCACAGUUAGAAUGUAGUUUCCCCGUCACAUCAUGGACAUAUCCUUUUGAAUUCUUCCCAAUUUAGAUUGUUUUCAAUAAUUUUGCAAUGUAAACAAGCGCUGUUUCAAAAUGCU
Thunnus maccoyii (southern bluefin tuna) is the source of this 1622-nucleotide messenger RNA. Its product is annotated as serine hydroxymethyltransferase, mitochondrial-like. Gene Ontology annotation, molecular function: cobalt ion binding; glycine hydroxymethyltransferase activity; mRNA 5'-UTR binding. NCBI's taxonomy places the organism in Eukaryota, Metazoa, Chordata, Actinopteri, Scombriformes, Scombridae. The transcript has 11 exons. Gene Ontology annotation, biological process: purine nucleobase biosynthetic process; folic acid metabolic process; L-serine catabolic process. Bases 1 to 1482 code for a protein of 493 amino acids. Gene Ontology annotation, cellular component: BRISC complex; cytoplasm; cytosol. The record is from RefSeq and is a predicted model, not a curated record.